GCCAGGUUGGACGGGGCUUGGAGCAAGCUGGGCUGGUGGGAGGUGUCCCUGACCAGGGCAGGGGGUGCCACUGGAUGAUCUUUAAGGUCCCUUCCAACUCUAACCAUUCUGUGAUUCUGUGAUCCCCCCCCCAGGUAUUGCAUCCGCCCGGGUGUUGCGUCCCCCCUCGGGUACCGAACCCCCCCGGGGGACAUUGCUGUCCCCGCAGCUUCCCCAGCACUGCAUCCCCUCCCUCCCCCCGGGCUCCCCGUCCCGACAGGGCGGUGCGUCCCUCCAGGUUGCCCCGGUGUCGAAAGCGAAACCGAAAGAAGGCGGGUCAGGCCACGCCGGGCGGCGGGGCAGCGCCGCGGAGCCCCCGCGGGAGCCCUGAGCCCCCCGGCCCGGCCUGGCCCCGGUUCCGCCGUCUCUCUCCCAUGGCCCGGCCGCUGCUGCCGCUGCUCUGCGGUACCUUCGCCCUCCUGCUGCCCUGGACCGCCGCCGACGCCGCACCAGCGCGAUGCAGCCACCCCAAGGACGUAGCCAACGCGCACAUCGAUGUGGGCAACAACACACUGCUCAACGCCCGCCUGCGCUACACCUGCAACCCGGGCUACAAACGCAAAGCCGGUACCUCCAGCCUCAUCCAGUGCAUCCUCCGCGACGGCUCCACCGAGCCCGACUGGACCCACACCACGCUGCAAUGCAUCCGGGACCCAGCUCUACCUCCGCUGACUCCCAGCCCCGAGCUCCCGACCGCGCCACGCACCGCGAGGACGACCCAGAGCGGAACCAAUGACGCCAGCCCAACCUCCAGACCCUUUCCAGCAGCAAUGCCUACGCUGCCAGGAGCUGCUGGCCAGUCACCCGUGCCACCCGUACCUGAUGGGCCAUCACUGGAGACGUCCAUGUUGCCGAAGAUGCCCCCACCACUGGAGACAUCCACACCUGGAGAGGGGACAGCCCAGGGGACAUUUCUGGGGACAACCCUGCUGCCCACUGCCCCCAGGGACCACGCCGCAGUUUCCGUCCGGACCCUGGCCUCUUCCAUUGGGCUCGUGGUGCUGGUGGUCGCUGCUGUCGUGGCCUGCUGCUGCUGGAGGAUGAAAACGCACGCAGAGCAGGACAACACAGUGACAGCCAUCCCCAUGGUGGCUACCGCUGCUGAGGAGAUGUUGCUACCCACUGUCUCCCCCACGGGCUGAGCACCCACCGCUGGGCAACUCAGUGCACCCGCCAUCCCAGGGGAUGCUCGGAGCUUGGACGGGAAGUCGGACGCUUCCCUGAGCGGUGGCAGCAUGUGGCAGAGCACAUCCUGGUCCCCAGCCGCCCUCCACACGGAGCAUGCUCGUCCCAGGGACACGCAGCCACUCUUCCCAGCCCGAACAAGUGACUCUCGGGGUGAGACUACUCCAGCGCCUGAAGCCGUUUGCCGGUGAACCUGCAACAGCAGCAAACGGCGCCGGCGUCGUUCCACUGCGGUUGCAGGGGUUGGCCCUCGUACGCAGCUCAGGGAUCCUUCGGACGCACUUUCGGCACCGACCCCAGGUGCCUGCCAGCUCCGGCCACUCGCAGGGGACCACGAGCAGGAGCGAUUUCACUAUAGACACUACCAAAGACCGAAGGCACGACCUAGGAAGUAUUUUCCUUUGCGGUUUUUCCCUUCUCUGUCUCUCAUAAGCUUUUUUUUUUUUCUACUCGUUCCUCCCUUGCUCCAGAAGAGGCAGCUUGAUACUGAUGCUGGUUUAUGGAUAAAUGUGUAUAUAUUGUAUAUAAAAUAAUGCGCACACAGGCGUUGAUUUUUUGUCAGCAGCUGCGAUGGUGGAGAGGACAGUGGGGACGGCGGGGAGCUGGGUUGGGGUGAAAUCCAUCUCUGCAGCAACAAGGGCUCGUGGGCCACCAGUAUUGCCGUGCUCUAGAGGCAAAGGGUGACCCCAAGGUGGCAGCUGCCAUCGCUCAGCUGGAUGGCAAAAGGGUGUUUAGCAGUCAGCUGGAAACCAGCAGGUAUCUAACAACUUAACUUCCACCUCCUCUCCUCGCUGCUUUGUCUUGUCCUCCUGUUUGGGCCACUGAUCCGGACCAUCGGAGCUGGAGGAGGCACCGCUUUGGACGUGUGAUGGACCAAACCGUCCAGCAGCAGCACUGCCCCUCCCCAACGUACUGUGGGAUGCGUGGAAAACAGGUGAGGCUGGAAGGGAUCGCUGGAGGUUCCUGGUCCAAGGUCUGCGCCAAGCUUUGCUGUUACAUCCAACAUCCAAGUCUUGGGUGAACUUCUACGCGUGCUUAGGUGAGUGGAACAUCUGGAGCCAGUGCUUCGAAAGUGAAAGAAGAGCCAGCGAAGCAGCUGCCAUUCAAUGAAUGACCAUGGAAAUCAACAGGAUGCACGAGCUUCCUCCAGCAGGCAUGGCUCAUGGCUCUGGGACCAUGUCCAAGACUGAAAUCGGUUUUGGUUUUGAUCUCUACAUGACAUGGGCUCUGCUACAACGAUCCAGCUCAAGUGCAUCUACACGAAUGCACGUAGCAUGGGCAACAAACGGGAUGAGCUGGAAGCCAUUGUGCAGCAGGACAGCUAUGAUGUAGUUGCCAUCACGGAAACGUGGUGGGAUGACUGUCACGGCUGGAAUGCUGCGGUGGAUGGCUAUAAGCUCUUCAGAAGGGACAGGCAAGGAAGGAGAGGCGGGGUUGUGGCUCUGUACAUUAGGGAAUGCUUUGAUUGUAUAGAGCUAGAUUCCAGUGAUGGUAAAGUCGAGUCUUUAUGGGUAAGGUUGAAGGGGAAGGGAAAUACGGGAGAUGUUGUGCUGGGAGUAUGCUAUAGACCACCCGGCCAGGAUGAGGAGACGGAUGAAGUCUUCUAUAAGCGGCUGGCUGACGUCUCGCAAUCGCCAGC
Messenger RNA from Chroicocephalus ridibundus (black-headed gull), 2863 nucleotides. It is a transcript of the gene IL15RA, whose product is annotated as interleukin 15 receptor subunit alpha. The transcript has 8 exons. Gene Ontology annotation, biological process: interleukin-15-mediated signaling pathway. Bases 414 to 1181 code for a protein of 255 amino acids. NCBI's taxonomy places the organism in Eukaryota, Metazoa, Chordata, Aves, Charadriiformes, Laridae. Gene Ontology annotation, molecular function: interleukin-15 receptor activity. The record is from RefSeq and is a predicted model, not a curated record.